CAGUGACACAUGCUGGAGGGUGUGCACACACAGCUCUUUGGAUGACAUAACGCGUACAAGCAGUAGACCACACACUAUAUAAACCUGUCCAUACUUGUCCCAAGACAUAACCGAGGCUGUCACUAAGAUCGUUAUCAGAAUAUCCCAUCAGAGGCCUCCAUUAUGGGUGAAAUGGCAAAAACCUUUGUCUUCUUGGACCUGGAAGCCACGGGUCUCAAUGCUGACCUACCAAAAAUCACCGAGAUUUGUCUGAUUGCCGUCCAUGUCUCAUCUCUGGAGAACCCAGAAACCAAUGAUUCGGGGGAGGUACAGCUCCCACGGGUUCUGGACAAGCUCUGUCUGUGCGUGGACCCAGGGAAACCCGUCAGUGAAGGAGCUUCCAGUAUCACCGGCCUCAACAAUGAAAACCUCAGCAACAGCGAGAAGCAAAAAUUCGAUACGAGCCUCAUCAACUCGGUCAACGAAUUCAUCAAUCGUCAGGCCAAACCGGUCUGUCUGGUUGCCCAUAAUGGAUUCUUUUACGACUUUCCGCUCUUGAAGACUGAGCUACUGCAAGAAAAUGGAGACUUUCCCGGCACCAUGUUGUGUCUGGAUUCUCUCCAAGCUUUCCGACGCCUGGAUAAUCCAACUUCCAAGUAUGUCAAGGGGAGACAUACCCUACCCGAAUUAUACAGGCGAAGCUUUGGAAGGGAACCAAAUCAGUCUCACUAUGCUGAAGGGGAUGUGCUGACCCUAAUCCUGGUCUUCAUUUGCCAAGCGAGGCAAAUACUUGAGGCGCCAUGUUACAAGACAUGGGAGGAGAUAAAACCCAUGUACACAUAACCACCACCUACUACAUAUAAACAUUGGUGGAGACCCUCUAGGCAAAACAUUAAAGCGGUUUUCCAGGGAGAUUUUUUUUUUUAAGAAUAUUGGGUCAGAAAGGGUUAAAAAAAAAUAUAUUAUCUCCACCGAUUCCGAAGCUGCUCCAGUCCCCCAGCUGCUUUUUACUUUUUCACUUUCUUUUUGGUCUUGGCUCAACACAUCGGAAAUGCCUACGCAGCCAAUCACAGGCAGAGUGGGGGGCUAAACCGGGAGUCAGGCUGGGACCAGGGCAGCAGCGGUGAAUCGAUGGACAGGGGCGGACUGAGAAGUUAAAGUGACCUUAAAAAACGAAGUCUUUAGUUGUAGGCGAAGGCAGGGCAACACAAGUGGGAGGAGUCAGCAAUACUACAGUGCAGCACAAAAUCCCGCCCCAGAGGAACUCAAUACCACAGUGCAGCAUAAAAUACUGCUACCCUCGCCACAGUUUUCAACUAUAUCACCUUACCGAGGACAACAAUAGAGUUGAAUUCAGGAGGGCACUUGUGGCAGCUGGGUAUGUACUUGGUGCUCCUAGCAUUAAUUAAUGCUCAGAGCAUCAGAUCGUUAUGUACCCAGCUGGCAGCCAUGAUGAGGGGUCAGGUGGCCCCAUGGACAUCAGCCCAUGAGGAAAUUUACCUGUAGGGUCUGCCCCUGUCGGCGGAGGUGAGUAAGGAUUUUUUCUGACCCAUAUUCUUAAAUAAAAAUUCCCUGGAAAACCGUCAGGAGCUCCUCUACUGCAUUUUUUAUGAUUGAAAGGACUCUCAGCGCUUUACUUUAUGCAAUGUAUUUCACAAGCAUUAUAUUGUAAGUUAAUAAAGUGUUUUUAUGAUA
Molecule: messenger RNA, 1674 nt
Organism: Bufo bufo (common toad)
Lineage: Eukaryota; Metazoa; Chordata; Amphibia; Anura; Bufonidae
Gene: TREX2
Product: three prime repair exonuclease 2
Exons: 3
Coding region: 163-822 (219 amino acids)
Biological process (GO): DNA catabolic process
Cellular component (GO): cytoplasm
Molecular function (GO): nucleic acid binding; 3'-5'-DNA exonuclease activity
Source: RefSeq, a predicted model, not a curated record